Molecule: messenger RNA, 3837 nt
Organism: Pecten maximus
Lineage: Eukaryota; Metazoa; Mollusca; Bivalvia; Pectinida; Pectinidae
Product: nose resistant to fluoxetine protein 6-like
Exons: 15
Coding region: 15-2648 (877 amino acids)
Molecular function (GO): acyltransferase activity, transferring groups other than amino-acyl groups
Source: RefSeq, a predicted model, not a curated record
AUCUGAAACUGACAAUGUCACGUUUCCCGAUGAUCGCUUUGGUUCUGGCCGUCACAGUUACACUUACAAAUGGCCAGUACUUUAGCCAGGGUAAUACCACUGGGACUAACUUACCCCAGGAUAUCUACACAAAAGGAAUCAUGAAUUUCGCCACAUCGAUUUCCUCUGGUAUGAAUUUCUCUGCUCCCUUGCAGGAAGCGUUUUCAUUUCUGAAUAAAACAUCAAACAUUGUUGAUCAGAUCGAUUUCAACGCAAUAUUUCAAUUUCUUGAAUUUGCACAAUCUAGAAACACAUCAUUUUUUGGAGGGGAUGAUAAGGAUUUAGAUAUGUUAUACAAUAUGCUCAAGUUCCUUCAGUUUCUUUCUACAAUUGACGAUUCUACCAUGACAUCACCUGCUGUCGAGGGUCUCCUAGCCGGAAUGGGAGCUGGAUUAACAGAAGUGACUAGACCAAUUCUGGAAAAUGUUCUCGAAAAUUUGACGUUAACCCUGGGUGAAGAUCCCGCUGCCAUCAUCGCCGAAGUUCUCGGCACUGGUCCCGCUGAUCUUCAAACAUUUCUUGAAUCAGCAAACCUGAGUAAUAUGACCUUUGAUCCAGCUGCCAUGCUUACAUCAUUAGGUGUUUCUUCACUCUGCCUCCGGGAUCUGGGGAUAAUGAUGACGUCAGUCACACAAGGAUCAAUGACUGCUAUUCAAAUGUUAGACAGUAUGGGAAAGCUUCGAGCUGGAAUCCUGGAAGGGAACGUGUUCUUCCCCGGCAGAUAUGACCAGUGCCUUAGUAUUACACCAGAGGAGUUUGCAACUCGGUAUUGUUUGGUCAGCGUGCCAGCAUCAAUGCAGGGAUUUCCUCUGACUAUGAAAGAAGGUUUAUGCGUUCCGGAUACAUGUGGCGAGUCUGAUAUAUUAGUAUUAGUCAAUGCAAUGUUGUCGUCAAUUCCGGCCGGGGAUACACCGAUAUAUGCUUCCAAAACAUCAUGCAGUUAUACGGACACCACGUACGACACAAAAGCUAUCGUUGCAUUGAGUAUAUGUGGUUUGUUUGCGGCUCUGAUGGUAGUAUCCACGGCCUUUGACAUACUGCGUGAACAAUGCAAGAGCAAACCAACUACUGCAGAAAAAAGUCAAGAUAAGCCGAGGACGAUUCAUGACGUACACGCCCCGAUACCUGAAGUCACUGAAGGAAAUAAACAGGGCGAAUUUCCCUCUAUUAUCUACACGAUCGACUCCGAAGAAUACAAGAAAACAGCAGUAGAAGACGCGAUCCCUAAGAUCUACCCGACAGCUCCGGUGGAAGAACCACCAUCUCCGUCACCGAAAGAAAAACAACCAGAACGUGUCGAUGGGAUACUGGUGAAACUGUUGCUGUCUUUCUCUGUGUGGACCAAUGGGAGAAAGCUGUUAAAUGCAGAACAAGGCGGUGCUCUAGGAGCUGUUAAUGGCCUUCGGUUCCUGAGCAUGUCCUGGGUAAUUCUUGGACAUACUUACUCCUUCUCCAUGGCCUAUAUCCAGAACUUUACGUUCUUUACCAGUGUAGUAUCCCGUUGGACGUUUAUGGCUAUAAUCAAUGGCCUGAUGGCAGUCGAUACUUUCUUCACUAUGAGCGGGUUACUUGUGGCGUUUGUGUUUAUGAAGGAGAUGAAGAAGGAAAAGGGUCGAAUUAACUGGUUUUUGUUCUACUUUCAUCGGUUCUGGAGACUCACGCCCGCCUACAUGUUGAUAUUGAUGAUCAAUGCAACACUAUCUCGCUACCUUGGUGAUGGACCAGAAUGGCCAAAGGAUGGAUUUGAGAUUGAUUCAUGCUCAACCACAUGGUGGACAAGCCUUUUAUAUGUGAACAAUUUCGUUCAUUCCGAAAAAAUGUGCCUGGGAGUAGCAUGGUAUCUAGCAAACGAUAUGCAGUUCUACAUACUGAGCCCUCUGAUGUUGGUUCCUCUGUACUUCUUCAAAAAGAUAGGAGUCCUGGUGUGUGCUGUGUUCCUGCUUGGCGUAACGGUGGCUACUGCUAUCAUAUCAGCUACAUAUGAUCUUCCCAUCACUUUUGUUGACGUGGCUGCAUCUGGCGACUAUAUGACGAAAUACUACAUCAAACCCUACUGUCGUAUGGGGCCGUACAUCGUCGGAUUAGUCACUGGAUACAUACUACACGAAAAAGGACUGAAUGUGAAAAUAAACAAGUAUGUCAAUUUCUUCAUUUGGGUAGUAGCAAGCGUUGUCGCUUGUCUAGUCGUUUAUGGUAUUUACGAUUCUGCGAACGGAGACCCUGUCAGUGUUGGAGUAGCCGCCCUUUACAAUUCAACUUCAAGAUCCUUGUGGGGAGCAUGCAUAAGCUGGGUGAUAUUCGCAUGCGCUACCGGAAAUGGAGGUUUUGUGAACACGAUUCUAUCCUGGAAACCGUUUGUGCCGUUGGGAAGGCUUACUUACUGUGCCUACUUAGUCCACAUGAUAAUUAUGUUAAUGAACCUAAUGUCAGCAAGAGAAUACAUCUAUGCCACCGACAAAGCAUUCAUUUUUCUGUUUCUGGGUUACAUGGUGAUGUCGUACAUGGCGGCCUUUGUUCUCUCCCUGGCGUUUGAAGCUCCAAUGAUGGCCUUGGAGAAAGUUAUAUUCCGUAGAGGGGGUGGAAGAAAAGAAGGAAAAACCAAAAAGUGAAGACAGGCAUGACAUAAAGUCACGAAAGAUGUGAUUGGAAAUGAGUAAUAUUGUUGAUUUUUUUGAUUUUUUCUCGAAAAUGACAGUUUAAAUGUCUAAUCAUUCAUAAAGACAUGUCAUUAUACUCGUAUUAUAUUUUUACUGAUUAGAAAAUCUGUAUGCAAUAAAUAUGCAACUUUAAAAUACAUCUAUUUUUAAACUUCAACAUUUUUUUUAUGAUAUAUGUUUUGUUUACUGCAACUUCAUCAUGUGGUAUUUUAUCAAAGAAUUUCCCGACAUUGCUAUUCACAGAAAUCGCGGAUGUUGUGUAGACAUGAAUUUAAUUGAUAUGAAUCUGUUUACCGUAAUAAACCUCCUGAUAUAUGUUUAGCAUAUAAGUACAAAUACCUAUAUGUUCAAUAACGAGAAGUUCUUUUGAAAAUGUUCGAUACAUGGACAUGCUAUCAUUGAUAUAUAACUCUCAGCGAUUAAACUUCGGGUUUUUUGACGCACUUUGUGGACAAACUAUUCAGAUGAAUGCGGAGUUUUUGGUCAUAAUACUUCAGUUGUCAGCUUAUAUAUAUAUAUGUGUAUAAACUAUGCAUAUAAAUGUAUCUUAAGUUCAACUUUUUUCUACUUUCAACUUCGGAAUUAAUUUAAAAUCACACUCACAUUGAAACAUUACCAAAUGUUUUAUAAAUCUAUUUUUAUUUUUUCAAAAUGUUAUUAAGGUAUGUUGAUGAUAUAUUUGGAGCAAAGAAGUUUUCUUUAAAAAAAGAAAGGGAGAGAAAUAGGAAAAAAAGGAGAGAAAAAAAACCGGCCGAUAAAGUUAUUAUAAUUAUGAUACCCUUGUACCAGAAAUAUCUAUACCAGCCCUAUAAUUAUUUUUAAUUUGAUUACAUUGAACAUCAUUAUGUCCAUACAUCUGUUUCACUAUGCCAUAAUAUCUGACGUUGUCUCGGUCGGGCGGAGUAGGAAACCCGUGUUGAACCUUGUUGUAAGAUCUUAAAGUCAAUAUAUACUAUUUAUGGGAUUUCUCUGCGGAAAUUUUUAAUUCAUUUAUAGAUACAGUAUACAAUACUUCUUUAAUCAAAAUGAAUUGAGCGAAAUUAAUACCAGAAAUAAUUACACAUAAAUCUGUGACACACGAACUACCGACCCAGAGGUGACUACAGUGUCAGAACACCUUAACUUCGGCCACCGCCUUACC